UUUCCUUUUAGAUUAUUAUUGUUAUUAUAGGACGUGUCCAGUUCAAGUUCCACGAAGGUUCAGAACCAUAAAUUUGGGGUCAAAACAGUGGGCUAAACAACUAGCCAGUUUGGUCACUUUGAAGGAAAAGAACUUGCUUAAGCAACUGGCAGCUGAAAAGAGGCGGUCAGCAACUUACAAAAAACAUCUGGAGAUGCUAUUUGAGCGUAUAGAAGGGCACAACCAAUCCAUAUCAAAGAGAAUCCAAGAUAUUGUGCCCAAUGCAAGGGAGGUGGAGAGUAGAGACCAGCAGAAUCAUAGAUAGCUCAUAGCUAGACGUUAUCCUGCCCACGCUCGUUUGGUUGUCCGAAUAGGGAAAUAAGUGAUCUCAAGAAUGCUAUUCAGGUGAAACAAACACCACAAGUUUAGUGUCUUUUUGGUAUAAACUGUUUCUUUUAUUUACUCCUUAUAUGGUUUAGGAAGAGAAUCAAAUGUUAAGCUCCUGCAAUGUCCUUUUCUGUUUCAUCUUGUAUGUAAAAAAAAAUUCUUGUAGUGUAGCAAUCAAAGUUCAUAGGAACAGGCCACCAUAUAUAUUUAAUGAAAUUUGAAUCUCUCAUGAGAAUGAAAUCUUUAAUCUCUAACAUAGAUUUCUUAUAUUUGAUGCCCUUGAUGUUAAACCACAUGUUGUAUUGUCCAGAAUAACACUUGAUGCAAGUGAGCUGUGGUCCAGUGGUUUCAUGCACCCUCUGGCCUCUGCCCUUCCCCACCAUGGCCCAAUCUCAUUUGUACCAAGUUGUUCCAAAAAGCUAUUAUUGGACUUUUUUAUACUACGUACUAAAUGUUUUAGAAUGUGUUGUUGAAUUGUGGGGAUAGUCUGGCUUAUGCUGCAUUUUAUUAGAUAUAAUGAGAUAUCAACACAGUUUCUUGGAAUUAAUAAACCAUAUUAAGAGUAACCAAAUAGGA
Messenger RNA from Cuscuta epithymum, 942 nucleotides. The record is from the annotation of a GenBank genome assembly. Lineage: Eukaryota; Viridiplantae; Streptophyta; Magnoliopsida; Solanales; Convolvulaceae.